Molecule: messenger RNA, 1547 nt
Organism: Aspergillus ochraceoroseus IBT 24754
Lineage: Eukaryota; Fungi; Ascomycota; Eurotiomycetes; Eurotiales; Aspergillaceae
Exons: 1
Coding region: 278-1366 (362 amino acids)
Biological process (GO): proteolysis
Molecular function (GO): cysteine-type endopeptidase activity
Source: RefSeq, a predicted model, not a curated record
ACAGUAUCUAAGGCUGUUAUCCUAGCAAAGACACACACAACCAUCUGAAGAAUUUUACUAUUGUGUCUUUACUAUUGAACUACCCCCUGGAUUACUUAAUAUCCAACAUGUUGCUAUUCACUUAAUGAUGGCGAUGUUGGUAUUCACUGAAUCCAGCAUUCCAACAUUACAUCAUGAAGUUAUAAGGUCUCUUAACACAUUUUCUCUUCAACCCAUAACACAUUUCUUCUCUUCAUCUAUUCCAUAAAUCUACUACAAUCUGCCUAUCAAAAUCAUCAUGCAAUCCGCCACAGAUAUGUCAAAUGAAUCCAUGCCCCCCAGUUCUCUCGCCGUUGGCAACUUUAGGCAACUCAUGGAAAAGCUGGUGGACCAGCACCACCGCCAGUUUUGCCACUCAUUGUCCUUAUCCAUAUCAUGGGAGGAUGAUAAUACGAAUGCCUCUCAGGACAUCGCCAACUUCCAGGCCAUCCUUCGUAUCUUUGGAUACACCGAGGCAGACGAGUACGUGAUCCCAUCCCAGGCACCAACACCUGGGUGGGAAGUCAGCGACAAAAUCUGGAGCCUUCUUCGAAAAGCCAUGGCAAAAAGCGGACGCACAAUCAUCCUGAUUCACUAUGCCGGUCACGGCGUAAAGUGGAACGAUAAGCUACACUUCUGCAAUGGGGCAGGAAAUAAGCGCAUCAACGUGGACAGGGAGAUACUGGGUCUGGUUGACUCGAACAGCGCCCUCCCUGAUUCAGCUAGUGUUGAUGUAGUCUUCCUGUUCGACUCCUGCUAUAGUUACCUGGCAACUAGAAAUUAUACCCCAGGUCCCAGAGUUGUGGAAGUUCUUGCGGCAGUCGACGAGUCAAGCCAACUCGCAUUCGCCCCGGGUCGCCAUGCUUCGUUUACUGGGAAAGUCUACGCUGAAUUGAUCAAAAGGAAACAGUCUGGAGCAACGAAUGUAGAGCUUGCAGAGCUCCAUGCAUGCCUCCGCAAGACAUCUCCUGUUAAGAAGCCCGCCCAUCGGUUAAUUGUCGGGGUUAACUCAUUGCGCCUCUUGAUCCCCCAGAACAACCAACCAACCCUGACAUACGAACCUGCAGGACCUGCAACGUAUGCUGUGUUUUCCUUCAGAAUCGCAGAUAGUCUCUCAACAGAAUCCAUCAAGAAUUUCAGUGACUGGGUCGGGGCACUGCCCAAGGAUGUUGGACUGGCUCUCGAAAACGUGUACAAUACACAAUCUAUGUGUCUUAUCUUUCGUGCACCAUGGGCCUUUUGGUGUAAAGUCAAUGGGUUGGAUUUUGUUCAGUUUAUAUGCGAGACCACGUCCCCUAACCUUCUGUCAACCGCCCGCACUGUGCAUCCUCGCUCGCCAGUGAAGUGAUACCCAUUCCUACAUAGACAGCAAGUGGCUUUCAAAGAAGACAAGAAUCUCACUAUGUAAUAACCUUGCUCUGUUAUCAAUGAACUGUUUUAUUUUUCUUCAUACUCUCUAAAGAUUUAUUAGGACUCAAGCUGUUGCUUAUUGCUAUGUUGUGAUUAAGCUAGCUUUAUUGCUACUUUUA